AUGGGGUGGGUGGGGGAGGAGAGGGCUGCCGCGGCUGGCAUCUAAGUCACAGUGCAGCGCCCGGGGGCUAGGCGUUGCACAUUACAUGUGUGGCGUCUAGCACGUAGGCGCUGCACUGCUGGGUGCGGGCCCAGGGGCUGCCACGGUGGACAGAUGUGCAACGCCCCCGAGCUAGGCGCUGCACCGUAGAGUGUGGCGCCGGCGUGGCGGACGCUACACAAAAAGGUCAUCGACGUGAAAUAGUUUCACGGGCAGUUUAUUCUGUGAAUUGAUUUCGUCCCAAGGUCAAAAUUGUCAAAUUUGCCUCUAACGGCCAUCAGCGCAUUAAGAGUUGUUUGUUUUUCUACAUUACUUGUGAUUUACUACUACACAUACGACUAGGGAUUAGGAAGACGUGGAAGCAGUAUACUACCACACGGGGGUAGGGGGUCCUGCCGUUAGCCGUAGAAUAAACGUUGGUAUACGCUGCUUCUCUUUUCAUUCUUGAGCUAAAAAGAGUAAAGAGUUGCUAAAGAAGGAGAGGAAAUUAUAGCUACCCUUCGUUGCACAUGUUCCUCGCCGAGUUUGGGUAAGGUUGCAACCCGUUCUUGAUCUCAACCACCAUCCAUGAUGGCUCAUGGAUUCAGUUGCAGGAACACUACGCCGUGGCCAUAAGCCCAUAAGGCUUUCAGGCACAUGACCCAGCUGCUCCGCUUCGCAUCAAGCAGCAGGGAGAAAACAACCAUGCAUUUUCAUGGCCUCGCUGUUGUGCUGCUGCUCUGUUUUGCUUCUCCCACAAGUUCCUGCACGGAGCAUGAGGCCACCACACUCUCUGACUUCCUAAGCGGGCGGUAACGGUGGUCUCAACGUGUCAUGGGUGAAUGGCUUAGACUGCUGCAACUGGGAAUGUAUCGUCUGCAGCAGUGAUGGCACAGUCACAGAUGUCUUGUUGUCUUCCAAAGGCCUCAGAGCCUCAGAGGGGUCAUCUCAUUCUCACCAUCCCUCAGAGGGGUCAUCUCAUUGUCCAAAUGCACAUUUUGAAAAGUUAAAAAAUUCUAAAAAAAAAUCCUGCGUGUAUAUCCGAACAUUCUAUGUGCGUGCACAAAGUUUUCGGUGAAAAACGAGGUUUUUUGUGGCUUGUGUAAAAAAGACAAUUUCUAAUAUUUCAUUACAACUAUUCAUUUUGCAUUUCUUUAUCUUUUUACACAAGCAAAAAAAAAACGUCGUUUUUCACCGAAACUUUGUGCAUGCACAUAGAAUGUCCUGGUAUACACGUGGGAUUUUUGUUUCGAAUUUUUCAACUUUUCAAAAUGUGUAUUUAGACAAUGAAUGCAUAUGCACCUAGAAGCCAAAACACCGAGCCCAGAGCCAGAAAUUGACAAUGGGUCUAUAUGCACCUAGGAGCCAUUGUCAAUUUCUGGCUCUUGCACCUCAACCUAUCCCAGGAUUCUCUUGAAGGCAGUCUACCAGUGGAAUUGUUCUUCUCCAGAAGCAUCGUAGUUCUCGAUGUCAGCUUCAACCGCCUUGAUGGUCAUCUGCAAGAGAUCCAAUCCUCAAAUCAUAGUUUUCCUAUCAAGGUGUUGAAUAUCUCAAGCAACUUCUUCACAGGACCGUUUCCAUCCAAAAUGAGGUGCGCUUCGGUACACCCCCCCCCCAAAACGUAGGGGCAGGGGGUCAUUUCACACGGCGUAUUAGAAUACCCGCCCGCCCGCAUCACCGCACGGGCUGGUCGCGCCCGCCCGCCCGUUUGGUUUGAGAAAAAAAAAGACGCCCGAUCGGGUGAACCCUAUUUUCCCCUCGCCUCUGCCGUCGCCUCUCGCACCGCCGCUGCCAUCUCCGGCAGUACCUGGCCGACGGGGAAAUAAAGUCGCCGGCAGCACCCAAUAAUUUCGACGUGUUGUGCGCAAAGUCGACGCCGACAACCGCCUAGGUCGGGCAGACGCCGCCGCCGCCGCCUGCUCGGCGUGCUGUUCGCCCUCAAGCCUUCGUCACCGGCGAAUAUCAACACUAUUGUCAUGUCUGACGAAGGCAACGAGAUGGAGGCGAAAAUCAGAUAUGACGGUGAUGAUGGCGGUAGGGAGGACGGAUCAUUGUCAUUGGAUGAAGACGAACAUGGCGGGGGAAAUUAUAUGAGUUUGGAUGAGUCUUACAGUGGCAAUGUAGGUGGGGAUAAUGACAAUGAUGAUAUGGAUGUAGAUGAUUCAUAUGCUGAAAACGGUACCCAUAUGGAUGUGGAAGGGUACUAUGAGUGGAAUUUAUUCGAUGAUGCCAAUGACGAAAACGAUGUUGAUGCAUCUUAUAAUGACAGCUCAAGCAAAGGAGACGUUGGUGACCCGUGCGAAAAUGAUGACGAUGCCAAUGGUGAUGAGUAAUUUUGACAUUGGGUACGAUGAAAACCAGUAAGACUCACUGGACAGGCAUUGGAUGGUGAUGGCCAUGACGUUCAGGUCAGAAGAGGAGGCAUAUGAUUUCUAUAACGACUAUGCGAAAAAGCGUGGAUUCAGCAUUACGAGGGACAACUUGAAAUACGCGAAGGGUGUCGACGCACGUAAGCGCUUGAGGAGGUUUCUCUGUUCGAGGGCUGGGAAAUGACUGGCCAAGUUUUGUACCAUGGAAGGGAGGAAGCGUAGGCUGAGAGCGGAGAGUCGGUGUUAUUGCGAGGCCCAUCUAACUGUGAAGCUUGAUAGAGAGCGCUCCAUUUGGUAUGUCAGCAGUUUCAGCGAUGAUCAUAGUCACAUUCUUGCUACCGGAUGAAGUUACAUAUCUCCGAUCUCACAAUCAGAUAAAGGAAUAUCAGAAGAUCGAGAUCUUAGCAAUGGCAGGUGCUGGGAUCAGAAAACAUAUGAUUUAUGACAACUUCGUUAGUAGGUAUGGAUCAUAUGCAAGGGCUGGUUUCGGGAGCAGGAACCUUUAUAACAUGUGCUAUAGGGAGAAAAUGAAGUUGCUAGCAAAGGGUGAUGCGGACACUGCGAUCGGGAUCAUGAUGGCCAUAAAGGCAAGGGAUCCAUACUUUUUCUUUGACCACACUGUUGAUGCAGAAGGCAAGCUGAAGAACCUGUUCUGGUGUGAUUCUCAGUCACGUCGGGAUUACCUUGACUUUGGUGAUGUAACCGUCUUCGACAGCACAUAUAAGAUGAAUAGGUACGGAAUGCCAUUCAUACCUUUUGUUGAUCUAAACAAUCAUCGUUGCACCAUUGUGUUCGGUUGUGCUGUUGUGUCAAAUGAGACCGAAGAUACAUAUGUUUGGGUGUUGCAGACCUUCUUGAGAGCUCACUGUCAGAAGAAGCCGAGGUUUGUAAUUAUUGACGGAGACGCAGCCAUGAUAAGGGCCACCAGUAAGGUCCUUACUGACGUGUGGCAUCGACUUUGUUCAUGGCAUAUAGAGAAGAACAUGCAGAAACACCUCCACCACAAGUCCCUUAAGGAGUUCAUGUCUCUUAUUUACUAUGCUACUACACAUGAUGAGUUUGAGGCGGGAUGGGCAGCUUUCAAAGCUAAAUGGGAGUCGGAGAAAACUGAAACAUGGUUGCGUAGGAUGUACAGGAAGAAAAGGCUUUGGGCUGCAUCAUAUCUCACCGGUGGGUUCUUCCUUGGUAUGCGGAGUAGCCAGAGGAGCGAGAGUCUGAACUCUUGCCUUCAUAUGCAUCUUGACUCUGGCAUGACAAUUGUUGAUAUGGUUGUGCAUUAUGAGAACUGCAUUGUGCAGCUCCGUGAAAAUGAGUCGUACGACGACUGCAUGGCCACAUAGACACUCCCGAUAGCAGUACUUGACGAGUUCAAAUACAUUGAGAAAGCCGCUGCCCUCACUUCUGGUGAACUUUUACCUCUUGCAGAAAGAAAUGAAGAAGGCAGCGGAUCUUGAGAUCAUAGAUAGACUCAGUGGAGCCGUCCGUCAGAGAUUCAAGUGGCAUGGAAAAAUAACACCCAACUGAGAUUCAAAGUGGACUAUACACCUACUAACUCAGAAGAAAUAGUGAAGUGCAGUUGUGGUAGUAUGAAUCGUAAUGGUCUCCCAUGCAAGCAUGUUCUUUAUGUUUUGGCCAGGUUGAACAUGAAGGACUUACCUCAGUGCUUAGUGCUGCGAAGAUUAACCAAGAAUGCUAGAGGUGGACUGGCCGUGAAGCGCACUAGCGAACUCUUUGCAUGGGGAUGGGCAGGUACUGAGGAGAGAACUAAGUACAAUGAGUUGACUAUUUUGUCUGUGGAAGCAUCUCAUGCGGCAUGUCAUAGACCAUUUUGUAUUUGACAAACUGAAGGCUGCUCUGAAGGAUGAUAUAGCAAACAAGGACGUUGAGGAGGAAGAAUAUGUGAGACAACAUAGGGUUGCGUAUGACGAUGCUUUUGUGCCGGAUCAAGAUCAUGUUUCUGUUGGUGAUCCACAGAAAGUCACUAUGAAAGGAGCACCCAAAGGGCAGAAUAACAAAGGCCGUGGUAAGGAACCUGGCGUGACUAAAAACGGUAGACCUAAAGGUUUCAAUGAGAAACCUCCUGAACGCCUAUGCGGUUUAUGCAGAACAAAAGGUCAUUUCAAGAACAAUUGUCCUACGAAUCCUAAAAACAUGGCAUGAUGAUGAUAGCACGGAUUGUUUGAAUAAGUGGAACAAGUUCUUAAAUAGAGUUAAUGAUUUAUUUGGUUGUAAUAAAGAAUUCUACUUAUAAAUUUGUUUCUGGCACAUCGCUACGGGAGACUUGUAAUCAGUGUUAACUUAUGUCAUAUUUGUUGGCACUAUACUCGUUGUUUUUCAUAUGAUAUGCGAUAUACACAUUUUAACUUU
Messenger RNA from Aegilops tauschii subsp. strangulata, 4754 nucleotides. RefSeq names its product protein FAR1-RELATED SEQUENCE 5. Lineage: Eukaryota; Viridiplantae; Streptophyta; Magnoliopsida; Poales; Poaceae. The record is from RefSeq and is a predicted model, not a curated record.